Drosophila montana is the source of this 645-nucleotide messenger RNA. RefSeq lists its product as uncharacterized. The transcript is spliced from 2 exons. Bases 1 to 645 code for a protein of 214 amino acids. The record is from RefSeq and is a predicted model, not a curated record. Lineage: Eukaryota; Metazoa; Arthropoda; Insecta; Diptera; Drosophilidae.
AUGUUUGAUGAAGGUGCAAGUGCAAAUGGAAAUGAUGAGGCGACAUCAGCUAGUCAAGUGGCGGUUGGAACCCAGGCUGCUGUUCUUAAAAUAAAGAUUAAGAAUUUAAGUGAUCGACUCAAUAGAUUGUCCUCUGAACUUGAUCCCGCUCGACUUCGCGAUGUUGAUGACUACGAGCUGCAAGAUUACAUAAGCAUGGCAUCUGACUUGCAGGCGAAAUUUGAAACAGUCUAUGAUACCGAUGAUUCGCGUUCUACCUUUGUUGUUCCAAACCACUCUCGAUUGCCUCAACUUAAAUUGCCGGAGUUUAGUGGAGGCUACACAGAAUGGGCCGAUUUCUCGAACAUGUUCACCACGGUCAUUGACAAGGAUCCGUAUUUGACCAACAUUGAAAAACUCCAGCAUCUACGGUCAUGCCUUAAAGGAACAGCACUGGAUACAAUUCGCUCCUUGGAAAUUUCAAACGCUAAUUAUGCUGCCGCUUUAGAACUGCUUGAUAAGCGUUUUAAUAACAAGCGUCUUAUUUUUCAGGCACACAUCGCUGAAAUUUUGGGUUUGAGGAAGGUGGAUAAGGGCGCGACGACACAGCUGCGCGAUCGAUCUCAUAUCACGUCAUCGAUGGGAGUUGACAACCGUUGCUCAUAG